Molecule: messenger RNA, 438 nt
Organism: Frieseomelitta varia
Lineage: Eukaryota; Metazoa; Arthropoda; Insecta; Hymenoptera; Apidae
Exons: 2
Coding region: 1-438 (145 amino acids)
Source: RefSeq, a predicted model, not a curated record
AUGAAGCUACCAUUUUUGUUUUGUAUCAUCAUCAUCGGUAACGUUAUACAUUGCACUCCAGAACCGGAAGCGAUAGCGCUGAUCGGCAGGAUCCGCGGCUCCGUUUUAACAUCAAGAAGAUUUAUACCUUCCUUUCGGUGUGAAAUACGCCGAGCCACCCACAGGAGAACGACGUUUUCAGAUCCUACCUCGUGGACAUUUGUCAAACUUAUCGUCAGCCUUCAACCGUGCAAACAAAGGCGACUCUCCGCGUGUUUCCUUUUACGCGAGUAUUUAUGGGACACCGGUGGGAAUAAUUCUUAUAAUCUUCUCACGAUUCAGGUUGCUGUUUCAGCGGCAGAUUGGAAAGAUGAGUUUUUAACGCAAAAGCAAAGAUCCUUCAUGUCCAAAUCUAGGUGGUUCCGAACGAACCGAUUUCCAAAGACUGCUUGCGUUUGA